GUCCCUGGACUGCAACAAGACAACAUGGCUGUUCUAACUUAUCAGUUGUUGUCAGUUACAGUUGUUCUUGGUGCUGUUCAACUCAGUGGUUACAGCUUUAAAAACUGCAUUGCAGACCCAUAUUCAAAUGGAAAAUGUUUCAACUGCAUCCAUCGAAAGGAAAAGAAGAUGUCUGUUAUUAUACGUGAUCUGCCGCCAUCUGCCAUCAAUCUCACCGUCUCCAUGAAUCCUGUGUCAUACAUUUCCAACCACAGCUUUGUUCAUCUACCAAAGCUUCAAUACCUCAGAAUAGAUCAUAACAAUUUGAGUAUCAUCGAUCAGUUUGCUUUCAAAAACUUGCAUCAACUUCAGUCUCUAAAUUUGUCUUUUAACUACAUAUCAGAACUCAACCCUUUUCUGUUUAAGGACCUUCACAACCUCACCUUUCUUUCGCUGACAAACAAUAAAUUAAAGCAGCUCCCUGAUGGAAUUUUCGCUACUAUGCUCAAUCUGAACACUUUAAUCAUGAGGCAAAACCUUCUGACAAAUUUCUCAGGGAUUUCUGUGUCUGUGUCACAUCUAAUUAAUCUGAAGACAAUAGACCUUUGCUUUAACAGUUUGACCUCUCUCAGCCACUCAAAUGUGUCGCUGCCCAAAUCCCUCACUACUUUAUAUAUAUGUAAAAAUAAUCUGUCUACAUUAGGAUGUAAACAUUCAUUUCUCAGGUUCAUCAAGGUGCUAGAUUUGUCAUACAAUUGGAGGUUCCCUACGAUGGCUUUUCAAGGAGUGGAUUUGAGACAUAUAAAAUAUCUGCGUUUGCGUUCAACAAGUGUCAAGGUUGUGGAGUUUUUAAAUAUCAGCAACGUCCAAGCAAAUCUUGUUGAUUUCUCUGGCACAGGUCUAAAAAAUGACAGCCUGCUUAUCGAGCUAUGCAGAUUGUUGAAGAGAAAGGUGAAAUGGAUAAAAAAUUUGCGUCUGGGUAUUAAUGGGAUUGAGAAUCUAACAAACUACACACUGUACUAUUGUCCUAAAAUCACAGGGGCUCUGGAUCUAUCCCGCAAUGAACUGAAAACAACAAGUUGUCUUAACUUUCUCAAUAGACAGACACGCAUAAAAAGCUUCAAUGCAGAGCAUAACCAUCUCACCUCUCUCCAGUCCUGUAGAACACAAAAUAUGAUUUACUUCCAAAAUCUGGAGGAGCUGAGCUAUCGUUACAACCGCAUCCUCUCAGUAAAUUCUUAUGCUUUCUAUCACACACCAAAUAUCAAGACGCUAAAACUUAACAUAAACACAAUUGCUUAUCUCGAUCGCAAAGCUCUCAAAGGGUUGAAAAGACUCGAGACACUCCGUUUGGACAAUAAUAUCUUAACGGAUUUGUUCAAUGACACCUUUGAAGAUAAUUCCAACCUGCAAAUUCUUAAUCUACGCAACAAUCGUAUUUCUGUCAUUUUCAAUUGGACCUUUCUCAGGCUCAAUAAUCUUACUACAUUGGAUCUUGGGGGUAAUAAGAUCACUCAUUUUCAGCCAUUGGCUCUUGAUGGACUAAACAGUCUGUCCAAAUUCUAUCUAGAUGGAAACAACCUCAAACAGAUUGACACUUCCCUCUGUCGUGUAUUUCAAGAUACACUCACAGUGCUAGAUUUAGAAAGUAAUAAGAUACGCUUCCUCAGUGAAAAUAUCAGGUCACCAUUUAUGAAUCUCAGCAAACUCAGUGAUCUGAAAUUGGGUGGGCAGCAGCCUUAUGGCCUGACCGUUUUACCCAGCACUUUAUUUCGUGGCCUCCACUCACUGAAAUCUCUCUAUCUCAGCAACAAUAAAAUCUUUCAUCUUGCUCCUGAUGUAUUUGAUGAUCUGACAGGCUUGCGUUUCCUCUCACUGGAUAACUGCUGUGUUGGGGUGGCAAAAUUACAACCAGGAGUCUUUAAAAAUCUAAGAAAUUUGACCAAAUUGAUUGUAGAAAAUAUGGGCAUUCAGAAUUUCUCAAAGGAGGUUUUUGGGAAUCUUACACAGUUAGGCAUACUGCAGCUCAACCGCAAUGUGAUGCACAGCAUUCCUGUUGAUGCACUACUAAGUCUAGCUAAACUCCACUACCUUGACAUACGUAAUAUUCCUUUAAGCUGCACCUGCCACAACAGUUUGCUGCAAAACUGGACAAAAAAUAACCCAAAUGUACAGGUAGUCUAUCUCCACAGUCUGCAAUGCCAACAUGAUACAAAAAUCAAAUUCUAUAACUUCGAUACCAAAGUUUGUUACAUAGAUCUAGGAGAGUACCUGCUCUUCAGCACAGCAGCUGUGAUCUUCCUGUUCACGGUCACUCCUUUACUUUAUGUCAAACUCUAUUGGAGAAUGAAGUACAGCUACUAUGUGUUCCGUUCCUGGUUUAGUGAUCAGUGGCGCAGACUCAGAGAGGAGGAAGAAAACUGCAAAUAUGAUGCAUUUAUUUCCUAUAAUUCCUCUGAUGAACAAUGGGUCAUGGACCAUUUACUGCCCAAUCUGGAGGGAAAUGGAUCAUCUUUUAAACUUUGCCUACAUCACAGGGACUUUGAACUGGGCCGCGAUAUUGUGGACAACAUUGUCUCUGCUGUAUACAGCAGCCGUAAAACUAUUUGUAUGGUGAGCAGGAAUUUCCUACAAAGCGAGUGGUGUUCCCUGGAAAUCCAGCUAGCCAGCUACCGACUCUUCGAUGAGCACCGAGACGUUCUUCUGCUUGUGUUUCUGGAGCCAAUCUCUGAGAGGCAGCUGUCAUCCUAUCACCGCAUGAGAAAAGUCAUGUUAAAAAAGACUUACCUGCAGUGGCCUGGCUCAGACUGCAUUGACCCACUUCAGGCCCAAGAACUGUUUUGGAAUCAGCUAUGUAGGGCAAUAAGAGUGGGGAGCAGACUCAAAACAGAAGAAAAUGAUAAAAGGGAAGGGUGUGCUUCUGCUGAAAGUGAAGAGACUGAAAAUUUUGAGACAUCAGAUGAAAACUAUUACUUGCUACCUUAAAAAGGUUUGAGAAUUUUAUUUGUGAUUUAGUCAAGAUAAAGCCUUCAGUAUAUCAAAUGAUAAAUUCAAUUCUCUGCUGCAGGGAGAGGGUUAUGAAAAUAUGGUGUGAAAGUACAGUGUGAUCCAAGGAUUAUAAAGGAUUAACAAUAACAUCAUUUAUACAAGCAUGAAUCAACAGUGUCAUUUAAUAUCUUGUGAUCAGGUCAGUUUUAUAUUUAGUAAUGCUUGAUGCUUGGAAUUCCUCUAUUUUACACUUGUACAAAUGGGUUUUCUUGCAUUUAAAUGUUGCCCACACACACACAAAAAAAAAAAAAAAAAAUUAAA
Messenger RNA from Xiphias gladius (swordfish), 3288 nucleotides. RefSeq names its product toll-like receptor 21 (gene tlr21). Bases 25 to 2964 code for a protein of 979 amino acids. The transcript has a single exon. Lineage: Eukaryota; Metazoa; Chordata; Actinopteri; Istiophoriformes; Xiphiidae. Gene Ontology annotation, biological process: immune response; toll-like receptor signaling pathway; inflammatory response. Gene Ontology annotation, molecular function: transmembrane signaling receptor activity; protein binding. Gene Ontology annotation, cellular component: membrane. The record is from RefSeq and is a predicted model, not a curated record.